Molecule: messenger RNA, 1778 nt
Organism: Aspergillus brunneoviolaceus CBS 621.78
Lineage: Eukaryota; Fungi; Ascomycota; Eurotiomycetes; Eurotiales; Aspergillaceae
Product: clathrin-mediated endocytosis regulator UBX3
Exons: 3
Coding region: 125-1675 (516 amino acids)
Cellular component (GO): endoplasmic reticulum
Molecular function (GO): ubiquitin binding
Source: RefSeq, a predicted model, not a curated record
UUUGUUUAUUUACUCCCCCAGGCCAAACCCGCCGGUUCCGGUUUCUCUGCCUAAUCGCGACGUCGUAUCAACCCCCCUCUCCCCCCGACAUACACCCAUUUAUGGCCCGGAGCAUCAAUUGACAAUGUCCUCGUCCGGGCUUGACAUAUCGCAGCUGUCUGACAGCGAGAGGGCUGGUCUUGAAACUUAUAUAGCGGUGACGGGCCAAGACCCUUUGGAGGCUAUUCCUUUGUUACGACGUUCGGAAUGGAACGUGCAGAUUGCCAUCUCCAAGUUCUUCGAUGGUGAAGGUCCAGACCCGGUUGAGGAGGCUCGCGCAGCUUUGAAUACCCCUCCUCCUAGGCCGACUAGACAGACGCAGAACCUACUGAGCGAUGACCUCCGCGCGCAAUUCUCCCCAUCCACACGCGCUGCUGAGCCAGCUCCUCGGAUAGUCACCCAAUCUGAGGAUCAGCCUGUCUAUCGCCCGCCUUUCAUUCUAGCGCUCCUCUUUACCCCGCUCAAUCUCCUCUACAGACUGCUGUACAACUCUUUCCGCUUGUUCGGCUCCCUCUUCCCUUUCCUCCCGCGACUCUUCAAUACCACAGCCAGUCCCGCUCUUCAUGGUUCACGCCGAAACACCAAUGGCCGCCGGCCCCUGGGCCCGAAAGAUACCGCUGCCCGGUUCAUCCGGGAAUUUGAGGAGGAGUACGGCACCAACUCGAUCGGCUUUCUGGAAAAUGGAUACAACAUGGCGCUGGAGAAGGCUCACCGGGAAUUGAAGCUUCUUCUUGUCGUGCUGCUUGCCCCCGAACACGACGAUACGCAUGGCUGGGUCCGCGACACUCUGCUCUCGCGGGAGGUCACCGACUUUGUUACCGACCCGCAGAACGAGAUUCUCGUAUGGGGUGGAAACAUUCAAGACUCAGAAGCAUACCAGGUUUCAAACUCGCUACGGUGCACCAAGUUCCCCUUUGCGGCUGCGGUUAUCCACACUCCCAAUGUUUCUUCGACAGCAAUGUCUGUUGUGGCUCGCAUACCGGGAACCACCUCCCCAGCAGAAUUUGUGGAAAAGCUUCGGACCGCGAUCGCUCAGAACAAAGAGCCUCUGGAGCGCAUCCGCGCCACUCGGGCAGAACAGCAGGCUUCUCGCAGUCUACGCGAGCAGCAGGAUUCGGCCUACGAGCGGUCUCUAGCCAUUGACCGCGAACGGGCGAGACAGAGACGCGAGGCGGAGGCCGCCCGCCAACGAGAAGAGCAAGAAGCGGCUGAGCGCCAGGCGGCGGAAGAGAAGCGGAUCCAAGAUCUUCAGCAGUGGAGACAAUGGCGAGCCCAGUCGAUCGCUAAGGAGCCCGGUCCGGACGCCAAGGAUGCGGUGCGCAUCAGCAUCAGGUUGCCGUCGGGCGAACGCGUCAUCCGGAAGUUCGAACCUGAGGCGAGCAUCGAUGAGCUCUACGCAUUUGUGGAAUGUUAUGAGAUUCUGAAAGAGCCAGUGGAGGGAGCAGCGACCGUCUCGAAACCGGAUGGGUUCGAACACCAGUAUGGAUUCCGACUGGUUUCACCUAUGCCGCGGGUGGUCUAUGAAGUGGGUGCCGGGGGCUCCAUCCGAGAUCAGAUCGGCCGGGGUGGAAACCUGCUGGUCGAACCCAUCAAUGACGAAAGCGAGGACGAGGAGGCGGCGGAGGAGGACUCGUGAGCACUAUCUACAUGUACGAUUAUCGAUUUUGGUUUAUUGAGAUGAUGAGUGUGUAUGGUAUCAAUUGACCGGCCUCAGAAUGGAUAAUCUCAUAGACUACUAC